AAUGGCUGCCGGGUGCAGUGCGCCAUUAUAUUUACGACUCGAAUUGAGUACAAAGAAUCGCUCAUGACGAGCUUUCUUUAUCCCCUUUUUGGAUUGUUUACAAACUUAACAUUCUUUUCUUGCGUUUCUUGUAUUGCUAGACAGAAAGCUUCAUUCCAUUUGGGGCUUUCGGAGCUUUACUUAUGGAAUUAUGAAUCUGGACUCCCUGUCCUUUGCCUUGUCUCAAAUCAGUUAUUUAGUGGCAAAUUUGACGAAGAAAAAUUACAAGUCGAGCGUCGCAGAAAUCUCUCAUCUUGUUGCCCAGCACGGAGCUGAGGCUGAUCGGCAUCUGUUCAGGUGUCUAUUCUCCCACGUUGAUUUUGGUGGUGAUGGUAAAAGCAGUGGCAAAGACUUUCACCAAACACAAUUCUUGAUUCAAGAGUGUGCAUCGCUCACAUCCAAACCGAACUUCAUAUCGGCAUUGUGCUACGCAGUUGAUAGCCCGCUACAUCACCAGAAGAGCCUAAAGCCAACUGCUCAGCUCUUCUCCCAGAUCAGCAAGGUCCUACGCCUCACUCGCGUGCAGGAAGUCUUACUAGGCUUGGCCUUACUCAGCUCUCAGAUCCCUGAGACAAGGAAUUACGCUGCUCAAUUUGUGAAGCAGAAACUACCUGAUCUUCUCAGGUCUUAUAUAGAUUUAGACACAGCCAGUGUUCAAGAAGGAGGCCUCCAGGACACGGCUGUUGAGGUCGUCCACUUGUUAUUGACUCAGUUCCUGCAGAGACGGGACCAGUUUGGCAUUGGUACUGACCAAAAGGAAGCUUUUCUUAAGGCACUCAGAAAAGAUUUUCCUGUUGAUCGAGUUCCGAUUGUCCUUUUCCCGCUGCUUUACCCAGACAAACAAGACCCAGCGAUCCCAAGGAUUACAUUGGACGCUGUCAACAUGCCAAAAGCAAUGAAUGAGAGUUCAUUGGCUGAUAUGAUCGUAGAGGUUGGCUACAGUUGCACUGCCAGCAUUGAAGAAUGUCGUACGACGCUGGUGCAGUUUGGUGUACGAGAGAUCACCCCGGCCUCUAUAGCACGAGUUCUGGGACUGAUGGCCAAGACACCCUCUGGGUUAGGAGACCAAAUCAAUGUACAGUCGAUCAACCAACCCGGAGGGAGCAUCUGGGGAGAGUCCAAAGAGAAACAGGAUAAUGGCGGCCUGGCCACGUGGAACGUUGACGUGUUUGUACAGGUUGUUCAGGAUCUGGCUCCUCAUCUCAACUGGAAAGAGGUGGUGGGUGAGCUCGACCAUCCAGGCUUUGUGAUCCUGAGCAAGCAAGGAUUCCGACUGUUAGUCCAAGCUCUCUUCAGGGGCAUCCAGGAUAUCUUUCCCGUCGAGUUCAUCUACCGGCACUGGAAGAACUCGGAGGGACAACUCUCUUGGAUCACGCAGUCGUUGAAGUACCCUGAUGUGUUCUGUUUUGCGGAUUAUCAGUGUCAUACAGUUGUGAUAGACAUUUUGAAGAUGCCGCCUGAUGAUGAGAAUAGAGAGAUCGCAACUUGGAAAUCACUAGAUCUAGUUGAGACACUCCUGAGACUAUCAGAAGCUGGUCACUAUCAGUUGGUCUCCGAGCUUUUCAAGUUUCCGAUUCAACACUGCCCGGAUAUGUUGGUGCUAGCUUUGUUACAGAUCGCUCCUCAACCAAACUGGAACACACUGAAGCAUGAACUGAUCUCCACGCUGAUGCCAACUUUCCUCGGGAAUCACCAGAACUCGGCAAUAGUCUUACAUUAUGCUUGGCACUGCCAGGGCCAGUCGACAACGAUUCGGACACUGAUAAUGCAUUCCAUGGCUGAGUGGUACAUGCGAGGAGACCACCACGACCAGGUCAGACUCUCCAGGAUACUGGACGUGGCACAGGAUCUCAAGGCACUAUCCAUGUUGUUGAACGCCACGCCAUUUGCUUUUGUGAUCGACCUGGCGUGCCUCGCCUCCAGGAGGGAAUAUCUCAAACUGGACAAGUGGUUGGGUGAUAAGAUCAGAGAACAUGGGGAACCAUUCGUACAAUCAGUCGUCAAUUUCCUGAAGCGUCGCUGCCCUCAGGUAGUAGGUGGCGCUAUGAAGGAGGACCCACAGCAUCCACAAUCAAAGAACCAAUUACUACCAGCAGACACGUUUAACACGAUGUUGGCAUGUCUCCAGGCCUGCUGCAGCAGUCUCGUGGCUCCAGAGUUGACAGAUGCCAUCGUGACCAUGGUAGCUAAUGCUAACAUGAUGAUGAAGCAACGCCUGCCACCUCCGGGGGCGAUCGGUGCCAAACCAAUGAACCAAGGGAUGGGCAGUGCCAUCAAUAACCCGAUGGAUCAGCUUGGCCCUAAUGGUAACUUUGGCCUCGGCACCACCAUGCCCUCAUCAGUGUCAGCUCCCAACAUGCCCGGCUUCCCCCAAAGCCUUGGUCCCCUCAACACGACACCGGGAUCCCCAGCGAAGGGCCUGCCCUUCCCAGGUCAGUCCCAGGCCCAAGGACAGGCGCAGACAAGCUAUUCAAUGCAAUCUUUGGCCACACAAUCUUUGGCGACACAGUUACAAGGUCUCUCCAUGCAGACGACCAUGCCAAUGUCGACGCCAAUGAGCCGCUCGACUGCCUCCAGUGGGACGCCGUCCCUCGGUGCCCUCAGUGCCGCCGCUGCCAUGAAACAACAACAGCAACAACAGACACAGCAGACGGCCGACAGGCUGCGCCAAGGAGAGUCUGCAGCGGGUGACAUGUCGAGCAUCUUCCCCGAGAUGAACCAACAGUUCUCCAAGGAGAUCGAGGACGAGGCAAACUCGUAUUUCCAGCGCAUCUACAACCAUCCGCCGCAUCCGACCAUCUCGAUCGACGAGGUCCUCGACAUGUUGAAACGCUUCAAGGAUUCCUCUGACAGGAAAGAGAAGGUGGGCAUUAAGAAGGAGGUGUUCCAUUGUAUGCUGAGGAAUCUGUUUGAGGAAUACCGCUUCUUCCCCCAGUACCCAGACAAAGAACUCCACACGACUGCCGUACUGUUUGGCGGCAUCAUCGAACAGGGCCUAGUCACGUACAUGUCUCUGGGUAUAGCAUUACGGUUUGUGCUGGAAGCUCUGAAGAAACCGUACGGGGCUAAGAUGUACAACUUUGGCAUCGCUGCGUUGGAUCGUUUCAAGACGAGACUGAAGGAUUACCCACAGUAUUGCCAGCAUCUGGCAUCGAUACCACAUUUCAAUCAGUUCCCACCGCAUCUUAUUGAGUACGUACAGUGCGGUGCAAGGAGUCAGGAGCCGCCAAAUCGACCGCAAGGUCCGGCCACACCCAGCCAGAGCACACCAUCGCCACUCCCUGCUGCUUCGACCACACCAGUCACGACGUCUGCUGCUGCUGCGCCAAGUUCGACAACAUCAACGCAAGCUGCGAUCUCGAAAACGAUUGCAAAGCCGUCGAUUGCCAAUACAACGAAUAUCGACACGCUGAUUGCGGGUACGGAGGGGAAGGAGGAGAUAUGUGUACCACGGGAGGCAGUGCAGGAUAAAGUGUUCUUCAUCUUCAAUAAUCUCUCGCAGUCGAACAUGGCACAAAAGAGUGAGGAGUUGAAGGAAGCUAUGUCUGAGGAACACAUGCCGUGGGUUUCGCAAUACCUGGUCAUGAAGAGAGCGAGUAUUGAGCCUAACUUCCACACCCUCUACGCCAACUUCAUUGACCAUAUGCACAACAACUGGGGCAUUAUUGGUAUGGUCAUCAAGGAGACUUUUAGAAAUAUCAAGGUUUUACUUCGAAGUGACAAGGGCGUGGCUAACUUCUCCGACAGAUCACUGCUGAAGAAUCUUGGUCAUUGGCUCGGCUUGUUGACGUUGGGCAAAAACAAGCCGAUCUUACACAUUGAUAUUGACCUAAAGUCGCUUGUUUACGAAGCCUACCACAAGGGGGCACAGGAGUUACUGUAUGUAGUGCCCUUUGUUGCCAAAGUCGUUGAAUCAUGUGCUAAAAGUAAGGUCUUCAAGCCUCCUAACCCAUGGACCAUGGGCAUUAUGAAUAUACUGUACGAACUGCACCAGGAGCCAGACCUCAAGUUGAACCUGAAGUUUGAGAUUGAGGUCUUAUGCAAGGCGCUUAACUUAGACAUCAAUUCGCUAAAGAAUCCACGCUAUCUACGCAAUCGUGACAAGCUAGCGACGUUAGAGUACCAGCUCUCCUCGCGAGGCAAGAUCAAAGAGCCCACGCCAACUCUCCAGGAGGACAACCAGGCAGCAGCACAGACAGCUGCCCUUGUGGCGGCCGCAGCUGCUGCAGCGACAGCAGCCGGUGCUCAGCAGUCAUCGCUCCUACCACCGUCAGGUCUGAUGCCUCCGUCGGGAACCAACAGCUUCUCAGCGGGACUGAACGCGUCCCUUGUCGCAUCGGGAAUGGCCGGCAACAUCGCUGGUAACAUGAACCUCUCCGCCGGCGGAAUGAUGACGGCAAUCACGACCCCGACUGUCUCCACGGUGGUCUCGAGCUCUGGCGUGGCAACGACAACAACAUCCGCAUCAGCGACGGCACCGCCACAGCCUCAGUUCACGUUCAUGGACAUCAAUACGUCAUCGUUUACCGGGCUCGUUCCUCAUAUUGUGAUAAACGAACAAAUCGCACUAUUCCAGACCAACCCACAGUUGAAGCAAUAUGUCCGCCCAGCAAUUGAGCGUUCGGUCCAAGACCUCCUCCCACCAGUUGUGGAGAGAUCGAUCAAAAUCGCUCUGACCACCUGUGAGCAGAUUGUCAAAAAGGAUUUCGCCCUGGACCCCGAAGAGGGCCGUAUGAGAAUGGCUGCCCACCACAUGGUCCGCAACAUGACCGCCGGCAUGGCUUUGAUCACAUGUCGGGAGCCAUUGCUCAUUAGCAUAACAACCAAUCUAAAGACUGCUUUCUUGCAGACUUUUAGGGUAGGUGAAAGUCAGAAUGCCACCCCGCCCCAGAAGGAGAUGAUUGAGCAGGCAAGCCAGGUGUUGGCCACGGAUAACACAGAACUGGCCUGUGCCUUCAUCCAGAAGACCGCAGUGGAGAAGGCACUGCCGGAGAUGGACAAGAGACUCGCCACAGAGUUCGAGCUGCGUAAACAUGCGAGAAAUGAAGGCAGACGAUAUUGUGAUCCUGUUGUGUUGACGUACCAGGCCGAGAGGAUGCCUGAGCAGAUCAGACUGAAGGUUGGCGGCGUUACCCCACAGCAGCUCGCUGUAUAUGAAGAGUUCGGCCGCAACAUUCCCGGCUUCUUGCCAACAGGUGGCGCCUCAUCAUCAGAUGCGCAGCAUCCGGCAUUCUUCAAACAGUUGCCACCGCAACAGCAGCCUCAACAGCCACAGGCUCCUCAGUCAUUCUCCACUGAUGAGAUCACACAAAUCUACGACAAGAUAGCUCACGAUAUUGAGCAGUACCUGCUGUCACAGUACGCCAUAUCCCAGCAGCAGUCUCCACUCCUGCAGUCUCUUGCUAGUCUGCUGGAGGCGGUCCUCCUGGCAAGGAACUCGAGGGAGAUUGUCACAGCAAUUGCGCUGCUACAGAAGGCUGUAGAAGGACUACUAGAUGGCAUCUCCUCGCUGACGCCAGCCUCGGAUCCUGAGGCAAUGAUCCGAUACCGCGACUGCCACCUCCUGGUGCUGCGAGGCCUCCAAGACCAGCGAGCGUACGGACCGCAGUGGACCAACAAGCAAGUGACGCGAUGUCUGAUCGAGUGUCGCGAAGACUUCAAGUAUAACGUGGAGGCUGUGGAUGUCUUGAUCCGUAGUCACCUUGUCAACAUGCAACAGUAUGAUGUUCAUUUUGCACAGUCGAUGGACAAUGGAUUGAACUACAUGGCCGUCGCGUUCGCCAUGCAGCUCGUCCAGAGAUUCUGCAUCGAUGAGAAACACAACACCCAGAUUAACGAGGCAGACUUGUACAACACGAUUGAGACGCUGGCUCGCAUUGCCGCUCAUUCCAGACAAGCACCUGACGGACUGACUGGUCUCAUCGAGACAAUCAGACAGCAUAACGAUGGUGGUCUCCUCGAUCGAGCCCCUGGUGGCCCGACGUUACACUCGGGCAUCUCCCAGGCGCGCGAGUUCGAUGAUCCACCAGGCCUGCAUGAGAAGACAGAGUUCCUGCUAAGGGAGUGGGUCAACAUGUACCACUCUCCUGCUGCUGGGAGAGACAGCACUAAGGCUUUCUCCGCUUUCGUCGGCCAGAUGCACCAGCAAGGCAUCCUCAAGUCCGACGACCUUAUCGCACGUUUCUUCCGCCUCUGCACGGAGAUGUGCGUCGACCUGUGCUAUCGUGCCUUGGGCGAGCAGACACACAGCGCCACGCUGAUCCGCGCCAAAUGUUUCCACACUCUGGAUGCCUUUGUGCGUCUAAUCGCUCUCCUGGUGAAACAUUCCGGCGACGCAGCCAACCCGGUCACGAAGAUCAACCUUCUCAAUAAAGUGGGUCGAGCGGCGGCAAUUGUGCUUGGUAUUGUGGCGGGCGUCCUCCUGCAGGAUCAUGAAGUGAGGAACACCGAGUUCCAGCAGUUGCCUUACCAUAGGAUAUUCAUCAUGCUCUUCAUUGAACUAAACGCGCCAGAGUUGGUCUUGGACAGCAUCAAUUUCCAGAUUCUGACUGCAUUUUGCAAUACCCUUCAUAUCUUGAGACCAGCAAAGGCACCAGGUUUCUCCUACGCCUGGCUCGAGUUGGUGUCUCACCGAGUAUUCAUUGGACGUAUGUUGGCAAUCACUCCGGCACAGAGGGGUUGGGGCAUGUAUGCUCAACUUCUGAUAGACUUGUUCAAGUUCUUGGCCCCAUUCUUGAGGAACGCCGACCUGACCAAGCCGACACAGUUACUCUACAGGGGUACGCUGCGAGUCCUUUUGGUGCUGCUACACGACUUCCCAGAAUUCCUCUGUGAUUAUCACUACGCGUUCUGCGACGCGAUUCCACCCAACUGUAUUCAAGUGCGUAACCUGAUCUUGAGUGCUUUCCCACGCAACAUGCGGCUGCCCGAUCCGUUCACACCCAACCUCAAAGUCGACAUGUUGAAUGAGAUCACACAUGCGCCGAGGAUCUUGACGAAUUUCACCAACAUGAUUCAACCGCCUACAUUCAAGAAGGAUCUCGAUUCCUACCUGAAGACACGCUCCCCAGUCACAUUCUUGUCAGAUCUGCGCAGCAACCUCCAAGUGGGGAGCGAGCCUGGUAACCGAUACAACAUCCAGCUGAUCAACGCCCUGGUGCUGUAUGUGGGCACACAAGCUAUCGCCUACAUCCAGCAGAAGUCGCUGACUCCGAGCAUGACGACGAUAGCUCACUCGUCACAUAUGGAUAUCUUCCAGAACUUGGCAGUUGAUCUUGACUCGGAAGGCCGCUACUUAUUCUUGAAUGCCAUCGCCAACCAGCUGCGGUACCCGAACAGCCAUACGCACUACUUCAGCUGUACCCUGCUGUAUCUGUUCGCGGAGGCAAACACCGAGGCAAUACAGGAACAGAUCACUAGAGUGUUACUAGAGCGGCUGAUAGUGAACCGACCCCACCCAUGGGGCCUGUUAAUCACCUUCAUUGAGCUCAUCAAGAACCCACAGUUCCGAUUCUGGAAUCAUGAGUUCGUUCAUUGCGCCCCAGAAAUUGAAACAAUCUGUCUCGGGGCCACACGUGAAAUCGCAGGCAAAAUGGAAAUGGAAUCUCGAGCUUAGUCAUAAAGUUGUUCGAGUCAGUGGCAAGGAGCUGCACCAAGACACAUCGAGAUGAUGUCAAUGAAACGCAUUUUGACGUCCCCAAGAUUUGAAAGCGCACCGAGCACAACUGUUGGAGUAGAUUUCGUUUUCACAUACAUGUUUUCGUGAAAUUUAUUUGUAAAUAUGGAAGAGAGUUCCGUCUACUGUUCAUGUAUAUUGAUAAUUAUCAUCAAAUGCAUCUGUAAAUUAAGAGGAAAGAGUAAUUAUACUGUUCUUAGAUGGGCUAAGUUUAUCUUUAAUGUAACUUGGAAAAUUUCAUCCUGGUUGCAUGGGCCUUUGACCUUUGUGGACAUUUGACAAGGUCAGGGUCACUGAUGCUCCUGUUUCUAGAGAUGAUGUUAUUGCUGUAUUCAGUGUGGUAAUUCUAAAAUUCUGAUUGCUUUGGGAAAUAGCACUCCCCCCUUGACUCCAACCCUGGGGCCAGUGGAGGAGUGCCCGAUCUUUCAAACAAUCAUGAAAUAAAGUUGGCUCCCAGCUUGCCGAGUUAGAAGUCCUCAUCAGAUGAGACAUAUUUUACCAACUUCUUAUGGACAACCUUCUCCUUUCUCGAGGUGGCAUAUGGCAGCCAGUUUAGUUAGUUGAGGCUUAUCAGGUUCAUGCCCUUGUCAGUGGUUUAUAUCAACCAGUUUCAGUAUUUUGUGAUUGGUCAGGGGAAUUUAUGAAAACUUGAAUUGAUGGUCUAUCAUUUUCAGAGGAUAAUUUAUCACAAUAUUUCUUAUCUUAAAAUGAUAAGUUACCAACUGAGAUAUCUGCAAGUAGACAGCGACAUGAGAAUUAUCUUCUAAAAAAAUACCUACUUCAGAUGUUGAUACCAGGACGAGGUGGCAUUUUUCACAAAGGAUAUCGUCAUGUUUCAUGUCAGAAAUGCAAUACAACAUUUUGUCUUGAAUUUCUGGUAUGCCCAGAAACAAAUGAACAUCAUGAUGACAUCAACCAGAGAAAAAAAAAAAAAUUGUUCUUGGUUCGAUGGGAAAAGUUCCACCUAUCAUAAAACCCCGUGUUUUUUCAAGACCCGUGUCUUCGCCGUGUGUCAAAAAACCUGGGGCGCACUUACACCUAUCAGUGGUGUUAGAUAAUGGUUAAUAGCCCCGGCGACAGGUGCGCUGUAGGUAAGGAGCUCUCCUGUGUUUCUUUCCCGUUGGAGGGGAAUUUCGCGUGCGCAAUACCGAGGCAACUACACCGCGCCAUCUGUCGCCGGGUCUUAGAACUUGCAAUUGCCGGGGCUAUUCAGAUUCCACCUAUCAAAAAACCCGUGUUGAAUACGGGUCUAAAUUAGCCCCCGAUUAGCCCCAUCAAGCUCGAUGGGGCAGAUAGACACAGGGAUUUGACACAAGGGUCUAUUUAGACACGGCAAUUCAUAGGUGUAAGCGCAAAAGACACGGGGAUUUGAUAGGUGGAAGUACGACUAAUAUCUAAACCUUUCUAUUGUCACACGAUUUACUGGAGCAAACUUACUUGACUUACAUGUAGGAUCUACAUGUAGUGCGUGAGUUUUGUGUCCUGCCUUAAAUUACUGAUGGUAUCGUGUCGUUGUCCUUGUAUCCUUAAUAUAGAUUUGGCGAGGUUGGUCACCUGACAUUAUGUUAUUGGUUGUAAGUUAAGUGAAUUAUUAAUAUUAUGUAUUAAUUGUAAUGUACAGAAAGAAAUUUCAGCGAGAAGUUUUGUAAUAAUGUACAUUAGUAGCUUAGAGGCAUCGCAGUGAUGCAGCUUCUUGAUACGAUCCAGGUUUCUUAGUCACCCUUGGCCCCAGGGUACUACAUCUUGUGCAAUAUGCUGUUGAUUGGGUACUGGUGCAGGAUCCUGGUGACGAGGUGUCUUCUGGAGUCGAGACAGUGGAGUCCAAAGGUUCGUAGGGAGAGCGUGUUUCAGGAAAUAUUGCUUCAAUUGCGUGCCCUGGUGUUGUUUUAGUGCCACUUGUAAAGUGAAUGAUCACCGUUGGUAUAGCAAUGAAGCAGCUAUCAUCCGAGGCUAUGCCCUCUUUACACGCCCCGUUCGUUGGUUUCUCCCUUAUGAUCAUUGGUAAGAAAGCAAUUUUUAGUCCGAGAACGUCCAACGAAAGCAGCCAUGUGUUCAAGGUACCCUUUGGUUGCCCAUGGGAGUUGCGGCGUACUUUAAAUUUGUAACUCAUUUUCACUCAAGUUUGCCUUGGUCAUAAGGGGUCAAGACUGUUUGGUUUGGUUUGGCCAAUAUGACUGGUCUCAGUUGGUCAAAGGAGAGGCGUGACUCCACUCUGUACAGAUGAUAGCUUUAUAUGCCCAAUGGUUACUGGAUUUGUAUGUAUUUUAGCUAAUAAAAGUCAUUGUUUGAGCAUUAUGAA
This is a messenger RNA of Lineus longissimus, 10013 nucleotides long. Its product is annotated as CCR4-NOT transcription complex subunit 1-like. Gene Ontology annotation, biological process: nuclear-transcribed mRNA catabolic process, deadenylation-dependent decay; negative regulation of translation. The transcript has 44 exons. The coding region runs from base 191 to 7654 and encodes 2487 amino acids. Lineage: Eukaryota; Metazoa; Nemertea; Pilidiophora; Heteronemertea; Lineidae. Gene Ontology annotation, cellular component: P-body; CCR4-NOT core complex. Gene Ontology annotation, molecular function: molecular adaptor activity. The record is from RefSeq and is a predicted model, not a curated record.